GUGCGUCAGCCGCUAUAUGUCGGUUUUUACUCAUUUUUAGAAGUAUUUCGGCACAAAUAUGACGAAGAGGACGAAGAAAACUAAACACACUGUCCCAGAGCCCCUCAAUAGCGGAGACAAGGAACAGGAAAGAGACGAAUCAGAGGGAGAAAUGUCAGAGGAAGUGGACAGGCAACCGUCUGAUGUAGGGUCAGAUUCAGAGUGGGAGCCACCCCUAGUCAGCAAGCGGCCCCGUGGAGGAGAGGGGCAAGAGAGUUCCUCAGUUGCAGAGUCCAGUCCUCCAGCUUUCAAGAGAUGCGCUUCUAGCAAAAAGAAACCUAGAGGCACACGGAAGGGCAGGGGGCGUGGACGGGGGAGAGGCAUCAACAGCAGCAGUAGUCAAGCAUCAUCAGAAACACCUGGACAAGGAUGGAAUGGUGUUGAUGUCCCAGACAUCGUCCCACCACAGCCCAUCUUUAGACCAGCACGCACACCGGGACCCCAGCUUAUUCUUACAUCUUCUUACACAGCCCUGCAGCUGUUCCAGCUUUUCCUAACCAAGCCUUCUCUAAAGACAAUAGUUCAAAAUACCAAUGACUUUGGCAUAGCUUACUACGCAAAAAUCUCCUCCCCCUGGACUGACUUUACCAUAGAGGACAUGUAUUCAUUCAUGUCCUUACUCAUAUACAUGGGUUUGGUAAAAUGCACCGCAUUUUUAGAUUACUGGAAAGACAGUAACCUUUACAACUUCCAGUUCCCGAGACAGGUAAUGGCUGUAAAGAGGUUCCUCAGGAUAAACCAGGCUCUUCACCUUUGUAGCCCAGAGGCGGAUGCUGAAAAUGAGAGGAAGAAAGGCACAGCAGAUUUUGAUCACCUCUGUAAAAUAAAGCCACUCUAUGAGGAGAUAAAAGAGGCUUGUAAAAGGAGCUAUCAUCCCAGCCAGGAAAUUGCCAUUGAUGAGAGAAUAAUUGCCACAAAAUCACGGACUGGUCCCAAGCAACACUUGAAUAACGACUCUGUUCGUUGGGGAUACAAGCUCUUUGUUUUGGCUGACUCCAAUAAUGCAUAUACUUGGGACUUUUUUGUGUAUGAUGGAAAGAUGGAGAAGAAGAGUGGUAAGGGGCUUGGUUAUGACUCAGUGAUGGAGCUGAUGGAUUCACGUUUGCUCGGCUCUGGCUACAAGCUGUUCGUAGACAGCUUUUUCACAAGUCCUGCUCUUUUUCGUGACCUCCUUGAGAAGAAGAUUUGGGCAUGUGGAACCAUUCUUAAGAACAAUUCUGGCUUUCCAAAAACAGGAGUCGAUGGUCUGGAUUCAAAAUCUCCCCGUGGCAGCAUACGCUGGAUUAGGGAUGACUCAGUCCUCUUUCUCCAGUGGAGAGAUGCAAAAGAAGUCUUGCUGUGUUCGACUCUCCACACCGCACACACAGACGACAAAGUUAAAAGGAGGGUCAGGAAUGCAGAAGGGCAGGGGGUGCUGAAGGAUGUCUCAAUUCCACCUGCAGCCAAGGACUACAACCAAUUUAUAGGUGGAGUGGACUUCUCUGACUCCCUCAUAGGGUACUACAGCGUCAACCAUAAAACCCGGAUGUGGUACAAGACAUUCUUUUACCACUUCAUGGACGUCGCCAUAGUGAACGCCUACAUCCUCCACAAAGAGAUCGCAAAAAGUAAAGGAGAGGUACCUCUGCCUCAGAAGGCAUUCAGAGAGACCCUCGCACAAGAGCUGGCAGAGGUGGGGUCACGCCCCAAAACCAAACCCAUGCCACCUCCUGGUUCAAGUGGAGCCAGUCACAGGCUGGUACACAUCAGCGGGGACAGCACUGUUGGCCGACGGACUUGCAAACUCUGCCAAAAAAAGACCCCAGUGAAGUGCACCUCUUGUGAUAUCCCUUUGUGCUUCGUCCCUGCUAGAGACUGCUACAAUGAGUGGCAUGCUGCUCAUAAUCUAUAGAUUAGCUUUUUUCUUAUGUUAAUGCUUUAAGUUACAAAAAUGCUCAAUAAUAAGGGUGGAUUUAAACUAAUGCAUUCAUCAUUAUGUGCAUAUUUUUCCAGAUGAGACCUUUUGAAUAGAAAGAGAGACGAGAUCAUAGUUUAGAAAUAGCACAAGUGCAUAAAAAUGAGCAGAAUGCAGGAAAUAAAAUGUUAAUGAUGGAAUUAAAUGGGGGACAUCUUUUUCCUUUAGUGCACACAUGGUGUGCGUGCAUAAUUUCAGUUUUUGUGCACGUGUAAUUUUCAUACUUUUCCUCCUUUGCCAAUCACACCCCUAAUUCUCGCUUUCAGACGUGGCGAAAAUCUGUCAGGGUUAGCAGCUACGUGAGUCUGGCAGUGCAAAUGUUGACCCUUUAGUUAGAUCAGACUCAACUGGCCUGACCAAUGGUAUUUCUCAGAUGCACACCAACGUCCGCUGUCUGCAUCAGCUGCAAAGCACUUGUCCAUCUGUUAACAGCGAGUGUCAGUUUCUCGGUUAUUCAGCAACUCAAAAAAUGACAAAUUUUGCUGUGAUCUUUUACAGCAAACAAAAUGAAAGGAUUCUGAUAUCUCAGCAUGAUGCAUAUUCAAUCUAAAAUCUAUUCUGAAGACAACCCUAGAAUAGUUACAAAAAAAAAGACUUUGGAUCAACCAUUUCUGAUGAGAUUUGGGUUACUAUUUAGUAACUGUGGUUAAUGAGGUGCAUAUUUAUUGAAUAAAAUUCAUAAGUCAAAAUUAAGUAAAAAGCAGAAGUGGACAGAGCUGAGCAGCCAAUCUCUAUCUGAAAAAGUCAAGUGGGGUUACAGUGUAACCACAUGUCCUAACGCGAGUGAGCAUUGGCGAAAAAAUCAGUUUGUUUGUUGACUCCUUUUGUAGUAUUCUGGCAGCCUGCAAGCUGUGCAGCAAAACACAGAGCAAAAUUUCCCCUGUUGCCCCAUUCCUAUUUUUCUCUUUUGCUUGGGUUGGCAAAGGGAAGUUAUAGCCAAAGAGAGAUGACAAGGUACCAGGAGUGUCCGGUCAAUAUUUCCUAGAUUUUCAUUCACUUUUGUCUCUUAAAAGAUCUUGUUGG
Molecule: messenger RNA, 3016 nt
Organism: Cheilinus undulatus (humphead wrasse)
Lineage: Eukaryota; Metazoa; Chordata; Actinopteri; Labriformes; Labridae
Product: piggyBac transposable element-derived protein 4-like
Exons: 3
Coding region: 59-1930 (623 amino acids)
Source: RefSeq, a predicted model, not a curated record